UUAUGGAAAGCUUAUGGAAUCAAAACGUCGUUGGAAUUUUUUUCUAUUUUUCUUUAGCAUCGGAAAACUCGCGGAUAUCCGCAGACUUGACUCCAGACUGGUCCCAACGAUUCAUUUGUGUCGUCCUUUAAAAAACAUUUCAUCAGCAAUACACGCUACUGAAAACUUUGCAGGGAGAGAGUCCUCAUCUCGUCCGUUUUCUCAUCCAAAGAAAAAGAACGUGAUACUAAGAACUAUUCUCGGUCAUUUCUUGUCCAUUGGCCAUGAGCCAAAUACGUUCCCCGAAAUAUAUAAAGUCGAAACUGAAAGAGUUGGUGGUUCUUGGAAAAUGAAGGAAGACAGUGACUCAAUUGAGGAGAUUAGGAACGUUGAGCAGAUGAUAAGAGGCGAUCAAAUGACAGAUGUCAAUAAAAGUAGCUAUUCUGCCAACCAGAGUGGUGGUAUUACCCAUCAAGAACAAGAUGUUGAAAAUCAUCAGCGUCAUGGUGAAAAUAUGAAUACUUUGGAACAAUUUGGGGGAUUUUUGGAGUCACCAUCUAGACAAGAAACACACAGCUUUAUCUGUCCUGGUGGUAAUGAUGUGGAGUACACCAAUUCAUCUACAAUGAACGCUGAGAGAUCUGAAUCCUCUCAGAGUCUUACAAAUAAAAAAGAAACUGAUGAAAGUCCUGAUAUUAAACCACUUGUCUUGGAUACUCCCUUUGAUCCAAAGCCAGAGAGUGCACUUGACAAUGCAGAAUGGACAAUUGUGAACAGAGCAAAAUACGAACAAAGAAUGGGAGACAAACGGAAGGAGAAACCUCAGCUGAAUGCAUCAUUAGAAGAUGGCAAAUCAGAUGCUGCUGGUACAUGUGUGAAUGGAGACAAUGGACUCUUUUCCCCAAGAAACAAGAGGCCUAAAAGGAUACAACCAAACUUUUUCUUGGCUGUGCGCAUUCAUAAUCCUCAGAUACACACUGGUAUCAAGGUUAUCCAAGACUCUAUUGCCACACACAAUAAGAAACUUAAGCCUGCCUUUGUCUCCUUGGCGACAUUGCAUGUUACCCUAAUGGUCAUGCACCUUGAGGAUGCUAAGGAAAUUGAGAAAGCAGGAAGAAUAUUGCAUCAGUGCAAGACAUCUUUGGAACCCAUCCUAGCCAAAAGUGCAAUGAUGCUAAGAUUUUCUGGUCUUGGCCACUUUCGACAACAAGUUCUCUAUGCAAAACUUGAGGAAGAGGGAAGAGACUUUUUGAAAUCAGUUGCGGAAAUUUUGCGAGAAAUAUUUACAAAAGAAGGCAUCCCUUCCACUGAUUCUCGAGAGUACAAUCCUCACAUGACUGUCAUGAAAUUAACAGGCCAUAACCCACAGUUGAGGAGGAAUGGGGUGAAGAAAAUCCCAGAGGAGAGUUAUUCAAGCUGGGUUGAUUUGAAUUUUGGGGAAGAGCAAGUGACAGCUUUGCACUUAUGUGCAAUGGGUGAGAAAGAUAGAGAUGGAUUUUAUAAGUGUAUGGCAACAGUGACAUUUGGUGACUCAGAUAAAACAUCUUUCAGUUGAACAGAGAAAGAACACAGUCAGUGACAUCAAAGGGAAGUCUAUGGAACACAAAAUAUCCUUGGCCAAAAUUUGAACUAUGAUCUCACCAUCUAGAUUACAGCAUGCUUGCUCAGUAGGCCUCCAUGUCUGCCAAAGAGUAAAAUAGUUAAAAAAAAGGGAUUCCAUCAGUGCUCCAAAAUUUUUUCAGUUAUAUGUCCUUGUAAAUAUUACUUUUACUCUCAAGGUUGUGCUUUUUUAAGUACACUAUUUUAAAAAUAAGCACGUACAGGAAGUGUAAUUCAAUACACAUCAAAGAAGUCACACCAGAUCACAAAUCGUUCAUUUUUUUCCUUUUAUGGAGUGAUUCUUUUUUACCAAAUUUCAUUAUUGAAAUAUUUAAGAGAAAUAAUAAUAAAAGGUCUUAGAUAAAAAUAAGGAUUAUCACAAUUGUAAGUCUGAGACUGUACUAGUUCAAUUUUAGGAAGUCACUGAAAUAGAACCUGCAAUGAGCCAAGUUUAACACAAAAAGGAUAUUUGAUAAAACUAUGUGUGGUGAAGACUUAGCCAAUAUUAAAAAACAUUUACCAAAGGGAA
Stylophora pistillata is the source of this 2107-nucleotide messenger RNA. RefSeq lists its product as uncharacterized. NCBI's taxonomy places the organism in Eukaryota, Metazoa, Cnidaria, Anthozoa, Scleractinia, Pocilloporidae. Gene Ontology annotation, cellular component: cytosol. The record is from RefSeq and is a predicted model, not a curated record. Gene Ontology annotation, molecular function: protein kinase A regulatory subunit binding.